Mirounga angustirostris (Northern elephant seal) is the source of this 2259-nucleotide messenger RNA. RefSeq names its product proteasome 20S subunit beta 10 (gene PSMB10). The record is from RefSeq and is a predicted model, not a curated record. Gene Ontology annotation, molecular function: threonine-type endopeptidase activity. Gene Ontology annotation, cellular component: proteasome core complex. Lineage: Eukaryota; Metazoa; Chordata; Mammalia; Carnivora; Phocidae. The transcript has 8 exons. Bases 125 to 946 code for a protein of 273 amino acids.
CCGAAAGCCAGACGCGUCAGAAGGGCUAGGGGGUUGCCUGACAGAGCACCCGACUUUGGCCCUUCUUGCUCCGCUCUGGUCGAACGUAGACCCCCAAUCCCUGGACCACCCUGCCCACCUCCAGAUGCUGAAGCCAGCGUUAGAGCCCCGAAGGGGCUUCUCCUUCGAGAACUGCCAGAGAAAUGCAUCCUUAGAACGAGUCCUCCCAGGGCUCCGGAUCCCUCAGGCACACAGAACCGGUACCACCAUCGCGGGCCUUGUGUUCCAAGACGGGGUCAUCCUGGGCGCGGAUACGCGGGCCACUAGCGAUUCGGUUGUGAUGGACAAGAACUGCGAGAAGAUCCACUUCAUCGCCCCCAAAAUCUACUGCUGUGGGGCUGGAGUAGCCGCGGACGCCGAAAUGACCACGCGGCUGGCGGCGUCCAACAUGGAGCUACACGCCCUGUCCACGGGCCGGGAGAUUCGCGUGGCUACGGUCACGCGCGUUCUGCGCCAGACGCUCUUCCGGUACCGGGGCCACGUGGGCGCGUCGCUGAUAGUGGGCGGAGUAGACUUGACUGGACCGCAGCUCUACAGCGUGCACCCCCACGGCUCCUACAGCCGUCUGCCCUUCACAGCCCUGGGUUCCGGCCAGGACGCCGCCCUGGCCGUACUGGAGGAUCGGUUCCAGCCGAACAUGAGGCUGGAGGCCGCGCAGGAGCUGCUAGUGGAAGCUGUCACUGCAGGGAUCCUGGGUGACCUGGGCUCUGGGGGCAGUGUGGAUGCAUGUGUGAUAAUGCGGACCGGCGCCAAGCUUCUGAGAACAUUAAGCUCACCCACAAAGCCCAUAGAGAGGCCCAGCCACUACCACUUUGCCCCUGGGACCACAGCUGUGCUGUCCCAGACAGUGAAGCCACUGACCCUGGAGCUGCUGGAGGAAACCGUGCAGGCCAUGGAAGUGGAGUGAAGUAGGAUGAUGCUUAGGGCUUGGAACAAGGGGGGAGUAAACCCAGGAAAUACAAAACACCUAAACAGGGCUCCUGGGUGGCCCACUCAGUUAAGCAUCUGCCUUCAGCUCAGGUCAUGAUCCCAGAGUCCUGGGAUCGAGCCCCGCAUUGGGCUCUCUUCUCCACGGGAAACCUGCUUCUCCCUCUCCCACUCCCCCUGCUUUUCCCCUCUCUCGCUGUGUCUGUCUCUGUCAAAUAAAUAAAUAAAAUCUUUAAAAAACAAAAAAACCAAAACACCUAAACAGAUGGCUGUGUUCCUGGGUGGAGGGGGAGACAAGCAGCCAUCAGGACUCUGUGGCUAAUGUACACCUGCAGGGCCACUCCCUGCAUGGCUCCAGGGCCUGGCCUAAGAGGUGCCCUUUACCCAUCGCCUUAGGCAUCUACUCCUCCAGAACCCCAGCCCUGGCAAGCAUUGCAGCUCAAGGUGGAAAGCCCGCUCCUGACUCUCUACACCAUAGAGGUCCCUCUACCACUCCAGUGCCUUGCUCUUGCCCUCUAGUCCACUGGGGACUGUUGUAAAACCCAGAAGGCCCCACACACUGCCCCACCUACAGCCUUUACCUGGCUCAUCAGUGUCCCAUGGCAAAGCCCACACCUCUGUCAAGGAGGCCCCCAUGGACCCCACAGAGUUAGCCCUCAAUGCUGAUAGAGGAGCUGCUCCCUGACUCUAAGGGCAAGUUCUCACAGAACACUCCUCACCCCUGAAAUACCUUUGCGCAACCGCUCACCUGACCAGGCACACCCUGAGGUGCUAACACCAAACAGGACUUCUAUUUGCACGUGCUGAGCUGUGAAGGGAGGGGGGGAAUGACCUCCCAAGUUUGCUGGGCUGACAGGCGUCACAGGGCUCAUGCAGAGAGAGAUGACAUGACACAUUUAUCCAGCAAACCUUUGCUGAGCACCCACUGAGGCCAGCCUAGGUGCCAUGUGCUGGCAGGAGCAUCCUGCCCUCAGAACAGCUGAUUCCACUGGAGCUUCGGAACUGUUAAGAGUCUGCCCAACCCCUGGGGAGGGUCUACUCUGAGCUGGACUUCCCUGGGCUCCUGAUUGUGCUUUUCCCCCCAGUAUUUUAUUAUGAAGAUUUUUAAACAUAGAAGCUGAAAGAAUUGCAUUGAACACCUAUAUACCCACAGUCGACUUUACAGUUACUAUUGUUGUGUUUGCUUGAUCACAUUUCCAUCCCUCUGUUCAACCAUUAGCACAUCUUAUUUUUUUUGACUGAAGUUUGGGGUCAGUUGGCACCCCCCACACCUCUAGGAGCCCAGUCAACUUA